UGUCGACUCCUAUACCCAUGAAUUCUUUUGUCAUCCAGCUGCAACAACCAGUACAAACAACAGCAACAGCUGAGGUUACCACAAAUGCUCCAGUGCCUGUCUUUCUCCAACAGAUAAAAGGGCUUUCAUUUCUUCAUGGACUUAAGGCAUUUCUAGAAGGCCAACCAAAGGCCCUUGGGACAGUCCAGAUAAUGAUCGGUGUGAUGACUUUCCUGUUUGGCAUUGUGUCUACAGUUCAUGCAGAAUCCGUCUUUGUCUUUAUUGGUUUACCGUACUGGGGAUCUAUCACUAUGCCAGUGGUCCGCAGCUCUUCUGUGAACCACCAAGAACCCGAAUACUGUAAUUGUGAAUAA
Molecule: messenger RNA, 353 nt
Organism: Puntigrus tetrazona (Sumatra barb)
Lineage: Eukaryota; Metazoa; Chordata; Actinopteri; Cypriniformes; Cyprinidae
Product: membrane-spanning 4-domains subfamily A member 15-like
Exons: 3
Coding region: 18-353 (111 amino acids)
Cellular component (GO): membrane
Source: RefSeq, a predicted model, not a curated record